Penicillium egyptiacum is the source of this 1347-nucleotide messenger RNA. NCBI's taxonomy places the organism in Eukaryota, Fungi, Ascomycota, Eurotiomycetes, Eurotiales, Aspergillaceae. The record is from the annotation of a GenBank genome assembly.
AUGGCGGACCAAAAUAUUUCGCAGUACAAGUACUCGGCGAUGUCCAACCUGGUUCUCCAGGCGGAUCGUCGUUUUAUCAGUCGCACCCAUGACGAACCCACUGGAGACCCGGAGUCCCUCGCGGGUCGCAUUGGGAUCCGCGAGAUGGGCGCACGAGUCGCGCGUGAGGACGCGCCCAAAUCUAAAAAGGCAGCUCCGGCAGCUCUCGAGCGGGGCUCAAUCGGUGAGGGCGAAGAUGUGCUUUUACGCGAACAGAAAAAGCGCCACCGCGGCCAACCAGCACAACUACGGGGCCAGGGAAUCCUUUCAGCAGCCGAUGCCUUCGUCGAAGGGUUGAAAUAUCGUCCUCGCACACCCGCCACACGAGCCACUUAUGAUUUUAUUCUCACAAUUACCGGAAGCCAGCUGGGUGAUGUCCCCCACGAAGUCAUUCGAAGUGCUGCCGAUGCUGUAUUGGAACUACUGAAGGACGAAGAUAUGAAGGAUUUUGAUAAAAAGAAGGAGAUUGAUGAUCUUCUAGGAACCUCAAUGAACCCUAAAGAGUUCAACGAGCUUGUGAACCUAGGCAAAAAGAUUACAGAUUACGAUGCCCAGGACGAAGAGGAAGAGAUGGAAGGCGGCCUUGAUGAAGAAGGUGGCGAACUUGAUGAACGCCAGGGUGUCGCUGUCGUCUUCGACGAAGAUGAAGAUGACGAGCGCAUGGGAACCGUGGACGAAGUUCGAGACGAGGACGAGCUCACAGACGAAGAAGAAGAGGAUGAACAAGAACAACUCGCAACCGAAGAUGCUGCAGCAGCCCAAGACGAAGAUGGAGAUGAAAUGGUCAUCGAUGGAGGUUUUGGCCGAACUGAUAAAGCCGCAGAAAAGGCCGGAUUGAAGGUCUCCGCUCGUGAAAUCGAUGCUUACUGGCUGCAGCGUCAAAUCGGUGCUAUAUACACAGAUGCUCAUAUCCAGCAUGAAAAGACAGAUGAGGCACUUCAAAUCCUCGGCGGAAAGGAGGAAGAUGGAACAUUAAAACCUCUGCGCGAUGUUGAGAACGACCUCAUGGAACUCUUUGACUAUGACCAUCCCGAUCUUGUUGCUAAACUAGUCACCAACCGCGACAAGACUGUCUGGGUUACCCGCUGGAGAAGAGUCGCAGAGGAUCCCAAUGCGCGCAAUCUCCUGGAGAUUGAGAUGGUCGAAGCCGGUCAACGUGCUAUCCUCGAUGAAAUCCGUGGCAAAGAAGCUGGCCAGGGACUCGGAGCGCCGCCUGAAAAGAAGAUGAAGUUUGACUUGAUGGAUGUCGAUGUUCCUUCAGGCCCAACCGACCAGAAACCCGCGGAAGGUGGCGAGGGGCUCAACUAA